This is a messenger RNA of Drosophila guanche, 2246 nucleotides long. RefSeq lists its product as uncharacterized. Lineage: Eukaryota; Metazoa; Arthropoda; Insecta; Diptera; Drosophilidae. The record is from RefSeq and is a predicted model, not a curated record. The transcript is spliced from 3 exons. The coding region runs from base 87 to 2225 and encodes 712 amino acids.
UGACGAAAUCCACACCUCGCUUGCCCGACAUUGUACCAGUGGAGGUGGAGCUGCCUAUUCCUUGCACACCGAAAACUGAAACCGAAAUGACAAAACAGAAUGAAUCGAGCGUCGCAGCAGAAACUGGUACAUCGGCGGAUACCCUGCGAUUCCGUCAACUGAGUAAGGGAGAAAUCAAGCAGGACUCUCUGCGGGAAUUCGUGUCCUACACAGCCAAUGGGGACCACAUCACGCUGGUGGGCACCAAGACGGAUGUGAUCACCCUGGAGAUGACCAGCAAGGCCAGCUGCCAUGUGCUCUUUCCGUUCGUCGUCAGCUCCCUGGAAUCGCCCCUAAAUGAUCGCCCACUGGACAUUUUGCAGACAGGAAUCAAUCUUGUGGAAGUCUAUGAAAGCUGCCAUGUGCUGGAGGCGCAACAGUUGUCCCUAGAGCCGGUUUACAUGACCAUUUGUUCCACAGAAGUGCCAGAGUCCCGACUGGUUUGCUCCCGCUGGUCGCCGCAGACCCUACCCAAUGGACAAAUGCUGUUGGCCGCCUUGAACACCUAUGGAGCCAUAGCACUGCUGUGCAAGCCCGCGCAACACAGUCGCUGGAGUCGACUGGAUGGCCUGAAUGUGGCCGAAACAUUGCGGGACACACUGCUGCCCGAAAGGAAUGUCUCCAAGAUACACAACUUCAAGCAGUACAAAGCUUGCAUAGAUCGCGCCUGGAUCACGAUGUUUACAUGGCGCGAAGCGGCGGAGUCCAGUGCCGGACAUGUCCUCGUCUUGGGCACAGCCAACGGCAACCUGUGGAGACUUACUUUGAGUUCAGAUGCCCGAACCUUGCUGCAACAUCGCGUGAAGGCCACCUCUCUGAGCCGCAUCUGCUACAUGCUUGCCUUCGAGGAUCUGCUGCUGGUGGGCGACGUAACUGGCGUUGUCCAUCUCUACAAAUUCAACAAUGAGGAACAAUCCGGACUGUCUCUGAUACGGCCUUUGUGGGAGAAAGCGGAUCGCAUGGGACUUCAGCAGGCGAUAAUCACGCGCUGCACGGAGCUGGACUGCUACUACAUAUCCCUGUGCAAGGCGGCACAUCUGCUAGUUUGGUGCAUGCCCUGCCAAGAGGCGGGCAACGAGUGGCUGGAGACGCGCAUCCAUGUGGGAGGCAUGAAGAUCACUGGCCUCUGCAUGCUGGACAGCAGCAGCUUGGCACUGGCCACCGCCACAAGCAAGCUGUACCGAACGCACAUCUCCCAAGAGGACAGAAAACUCACUGUGUCCCUGCAGUCGAUAGUUUUGGAGGACUGUGAAGACUACCAGAUCAUUGGGGUGUUCAGCAGCAGACACAACAAUCUGCUCACACUGCUCUUUCAGCCGAACAAGGAGUAUGCCGGCAACACGUACACAAUGUCAGUGCGCAAUCAGCUCACGUUGCGCGUGGGUAAGAUCCAUGACAGGGAUAUACUGUCCCAGCUGGUGGACACCUUCCAAGCCAAUACGCCCAUCGACCAGAGUACGGAUCUGCUGGCCGAGCUGCGUCUGGAGAUCUUUGCCAGCAUUAAUAACCUGCAGAAAUACGCGGACUUCAAUCGAUUGUCGGAGUUCCAGUUCGACAAGGAGCCGACGGAGUCGCAACAGCAUCAGCUGCAACUGAAGUAUCACAUCCUGUCGUCUGUUCUCCACCUGCGUUCGAAUCUGGUGUGGCUGACGCUGCACCGGGAUGAAACGCAGAAGGAAAUGCAGCUGCUGCUGGCAAUGCUGGUCAUGACACAUAUGAGCCUGAGACUGAGGUACCUGUGCUCUCUGGGAACACUGACGCCGUUCCAGCAGGAGGCCGCGCAGUGUAUGUUUGCGGAGGCGCUGCGCUUGAGGAAGCUGCUGAUGGAAGACUCACUCAAAGGCAAAAACUCUGCCGACACGCAAUACUCAGCGGAGAGGAAAGACUCGCGCGACAGGCAUUGCUUCCAGGAGGAGUUUGCUCAACAAAUGAAACGACACUUUGAUGCCUUGCAGGCCAAGCUGGGCAAUGGAGUGAAGACAAUGCCAGCGCAAGAGCCAACAAAGCUUCGGUGCUGUGUGUCCUAUCUGGAGCUGCCAUUCAGCCUGGAUCGACGCUACUGCAGUCAGUGUUCUCGUGCUGUGCUGAUGGACCAGGAGAAGCUGCUGGAGCUGUAUGAACCAGGCGUUACACUGCUGUGUCCCUGCUGUCACGGUGGCUAUGCAGUGGAUCUCGUAACUGCUUAAACAUUAAAUUUAUUAAGUAAA